ACGUGGACGUUAACCGCGUCGCAUCCUUUUGCUUUUCCCUUCGACGUUCUCCUCGCGGAAUCGGUCCUGUUCUCGUACCACGCAUCGAGCGAACCCGCGGACGGAUAGAUCGACACUUCCGCUGAUCGCUUAACCGAGGCGCGAUACCAACGAACGACGGCGCAUAUUAAAACGCGACACGUGCGAUGUGCAGUGACGUUAACGUUGCAUUUUGAAAGGACGAUCAUGAUCUUCGAAUCGUCGCUCCUGCCGGGACAUGCAGCUAUUCGCGGGGUGAUAGCCACGGGCGAGUGCGAAUCGGUAAUCAGAUGUUAGCGACAGUUUCGUUAUUUUCUGUAAAUCCUAGUUGCACGUAGUUCCUCGUUCUCGGUAGUGAGUCUGACUAUUCGCGAGAAUGUAACGAUCUCGUCGCCGAGGGAAAUCGCUAGUAUCCAUAGUUUCCAGUGUCGAGCAAUUUGACUUUUUCCCCGAAGAGUGUCCACCUUCGCCGAGAGCCGCCGUCGAAUCCAGGAUCGGGAUUCGCACAAAGGCGGCCUGUCACCGAUAAAGAUGUCAGAUCUCCGAGCCGAUCGUCGAGUGUCUACUACGAAACAUUGAGACGACUACGAGAAACAUAGAAGAAAUAUUCGAACAAGAUGUCUAUGACCGGAAGCUUAAUGGGUUACGAGAACAAUAACGAUGUAAACCAAGUGAAGUGCAAGAAGCCGUUGAAACCGCUUCCGAUAGUUUCGAGCAUAAAUUCGAGCGGUGUCACGAGCACCGGCAAGACUAAGAAGCCGAGGAGGUCGAGCAAACGAAACUCUUGCAUACGAGGCCACGUCAACAGCCUGUGGUCCGUCUGGUACGGAGUUUUGGCGGUCGCGUUUCAAGCUUACAUCGGUCUGAGAUACGCCAAACGUUUCGCCGCGUACUUGUCGUUACCUUGGCCCGCGGACGCUCCACCGGCGAAGGUAGAAUUGUACGCGUGUUUGGUGCUGGCCGGUACCGGCGUGGUCCUAUUACCAGUACUGCUCGGUGCAGCUUUUCUAAAGCUCGGCAAUCUAGCCAACGAUGGAGUGAAACUCGGUCGUCAUUUGAGCGCGUGUUCGCGCGAUCCGCCAUCCACGCUGCUCACCAACAAUCCGGAUCACAGUUUGGCUAAUAAUUUAUGGCGGCACGGAGGUCCCACAGCUGCCUUCAUACAUCUCUGCACGGCGAUGUGUUUCUUGCUACCCUCGCUCCUCAUGGAAGCCAGGCUGAUACACGCCGGAUUUUUACCGAAAGAAGCGAUAUGGCGCACGGAUCUGGAUUGGCUGGUGACGCAUCGCGAUCGGCUCGUGAUAUCGAGCUUCAUGAACCCGAACGUGAAUCUCAGCAUCCUGACUAGUUUCAUAACGCCUCAGCCCUUCGUCACGCUGUCACCCGACAGCGACGACGAUAGCGUGGCGAACGAUAUCACCACCGCCGCGUUCAACUUAACCGAUCUCAUCGAGAAACCAGAUUCUCGGCCGCGGGACGUUACGAAUAAUUACCUCGGUCUACUUAGACCCAGUCAUGCACCGGUUUCGAGUACCAGUACAAUUUCCGCUGUAACUACCGGUAGGAGCACGACCACGCGGAAGGAGGAAAUUACUGUCGCUCCGAAGUCACCGUCGGCGAUCAACGAGACCGUAAAAUCGAACGCGGCAUCGUCGAUGGCAACGACGGAAUCGAACACUGCGAGAACGAGCACGACGACAAGUAGAAUGAUAGGGACGAGUACUAUAAAAUCCUCGACAAGGACGGUAGACGCAACGAGAGCAAUACCGUCGAUGCAAUCGUUGACGACGAAUUCGACGAGCACCUCGAAAAGUGGCUUAGAAGUCGCGAAAUACGGAAACGUAGCCAAGCGACCGGUGGCGGCUAAGUCGAUCGUGAAGAGCAGUAACGCGAAACGAUCGAAAACGAGAAACAUGGGAAGAUCGUCGACGACGACGAUCAGACCGAAGCUCAGACCCGCUGGAAAUAUGACGGGGCAAACGAUGUCGUUGACGAUGAACAGUCUAGCCGAUUUGGAUCAUCCGGAAAAUUUGGAUCUCGAACUCGAAACUCCCGAAUCGUACGGACCUAUCACAUUGGAAUACUUGAACUACGCGAUUGCUCUGGGCGUCUAUUCCGUGAGGUACCCGGCGGUCUUCUGGUCGUGUAACAAAGCGUUGGCCACGAUCUUCAGUCUUCAAUUAGUGGCGAACUCCGUCCAGAGUUUGCUGGCCUACGUCGGGAUGUCCGUUCUCUACAAGGUUCAGCUGAUGGGACCUUUGAAGGUGCUGCCCGUUCUCCGGCAGCAAUAUCGCACGAUAUCGACCACCAGCAGCAUAUCGACCUUCUUCGGAGACACGUAUUUUUUACUAAACCCACACGUGACUCUGGUCCUGUUCGCUCUCUCCUCACUGCUGGUCCUCUGCUCCAGCAUGGUGAUGUACUUCUACGCUUACGGCAGGUUCACGGCGUUUUUGAAUCAGGAACGCGAGCGUCGAGUGAUCUUGCCGAAAGAGAAUCGGAACCGGAACGGCUGGGUGUAUUUCAUUCAUUGCACCGCCCUUUGCGUGUUCCUGGCAAUUGCGAUUUGUAGCGCACCGUUGCUGUACGAUUACAGCGUCGUUUAUCGUGGCAGUCUCGACGGUGUGAUCUUAGCUUGCGUGGUCAGCACCGUUCUCCACUUGUUCCUGUGGCUGGUGUUGUGGAUCUUCCUGACGAUCAAGCAACGAUGGACGUUCAAAUUGAGAGUGACGAUCGGUCGUGCGACCGUCCGAUCGGCGAGAUCCGUGAAACUCGUCACGGACGUGGAUCUGCUAUCGGCCAGGGAGGACGACGAUGGGACUAACGCGCCGUUGUUGGUCGUUGGUAACGGCAGGACUUAUACCAUAGCCGACGCUUCGCCGAAGAAAGCCAUCAUGAGCGUGAUACAGAAGGCUGCGAUCGAGAGAAAAGCGCGAUCUCAAGGAGCUAACGGAGAUUCCGUGGACGGAGACGACGAGCAGAUCUACUGGUUGAGACCGAAACUGCGUCCAUCGCCUCCCAGAUCGCCGAGCGAAGCGAACGCAGCACCGAACAUGGAAAAGGGUUGGCUGAACAAGAAGUUGAAACCGAAAGUCACCUUUAACGAUCUGCCUAGUACGUCAGGCUCGCGUAAUAAGGGAAAAGUCAGACGAGGCACCGGUGACGGGGGCCCCGAAGACGACGGCGAUUACGCCACGCUACGAGAAAUACCGCUGAUCACGUCUCUAGAUCCAGCCGACGAUUCGACGUCCGAGGAGAACAAGCUGCUCGAGUGCGUAAACGACGACCAAGUGACGUACUACGCGAGCGCAAACCGCGAUCUUCAACCCUCGGAAGGCGACCCCUCGCCUCUCUUGACUCCAGACCCUUUGCCUGAUCCCGUUUCGGAGCCACUUCCAUUGCCACCACCGACUCCAACUUGCGCACCGACUACCGAAAUUGUCACAGCGACACUAACCACUAACAUUCAGACGAACGGGGGACAAACGCCGCGAUGCCUGCGUCGAGCUGAUUCGGGUAUGCCGCACGAGGAAUUGACUCCACGUUCGGAUUCCUCCAAUUCCCCGCCGCUGGACGCGGUCAUCACGGGCGGCGGUAGCGGAGCCGGUUCCGUCGCGGGACAGAGCAACGCCAGCAGCCACAGUGAAACGUCUUCGAGCGGGGUUCAUAGUAACGCGAGCAACGGGAGCAACGGCAGCUGCCAGAGACGCGCGACCAGCGUCGACGACUUGACGAGCACCGGAGUCGAGCAACGGGCUUCCGGUACCGAGGAAUCUCGCGAUCAAUGGCGUAGCUGUUCUCUGCAACGAGGGAUGCAGCCGCCGACCGCGGCGACCGCUUUCUCUCCGCCGAACAGUCGGCCGGGAACGAGUCAGUCUUUCGCCUCCCCUCAGUACGCGAAUCACGUGCCGCUGUUCGCGAACGGAAACGCGAACGCGACCGGUAACGCGAGCACGACCGCGAACGAGGUUCCGGCAUCCGGUUGCCCGGCGGUGAUUCUCGAGAACCCGAACGAAGCGACGGUGGUCAUACGAAGGAAAUUGUCCAGGACGAAGUUGACGGAUCCUCUGAAUCCGAACGAGGAACCGUUCGGUCGUUCCACCAACAUGAGGAUGACUUCGUUCACGGAGAGCAACGACGUUCGCGUGCACGCGUCCUCCGCGACUUUACCGCAUUAUCCGACGCAACCGGUCGUAACUUAUCCGCACUGCUCGACCAUGCCUCUGCCCCAUGCGUCUCACAGCACCGGCGCGGGCUCGCAUUUGGCUGGCUCGAGCGGAAGUUGCGGCUCGGUACCGAGGCACACGUUCGUCCCGCCGCAGAUGCACGCCACCGUUCCCGCCCACACCACUCUACCGUCCCAUCACAACGGCGUCAGACUCAUCCACGGAAUCGCGCCCACCCCGAGCAACCCCUUCGUCAAAAGGUUUCCACCCGUGCAACUGCACACGCAACCGUGGGCCCUGCCCGGCCACCACACCUUCCCCCAAGCGCCUCAGGUCAACGGCAAGUUGACCGCCACCGCGCAGAUCAGACAGACUGAUCGCGACUCGGCCAACUUUUCCAUGGCCAGCAGCGGCGACUCCGACACGUGUUUGCCUCACUAGGAACCGAUUAGAUUCCAAAUUCCCGGCCACUUUAUUCUCGCUCACGGACGAUCGCCGAUCAUACUCGCGGAUCGAAUCUCAAAGAGAGUCUCGAAGACAGAAAAGGUUUCUCGGACAUCGACUCACGACCAUUUCUACAUAUCAUGUAUUCGCGAUAACCGACGGAACGUGUGGUCAUUUUAAAUUAAGUACGAGUCGAAAGCGAACAGAUGAAUUUUGUACUCUCGCUGUCGACUUCGACGCGUGUAUCUCGUUCUUCCAUAUCAAAUAUCUCUCGAUACCAAAACGCACGAUGCAUUUGAACACAGAAAAGACAUAUCUUAUGCUCGAUACUCGUUAAUCAACGCACAAAAUAAUCGAAAAAAAGCAAUUAAGGAAACCUUUUCUCUCUUGUCGGAUUCCCUUUCUUAGAAACUUCCCUUAGACUGUUAGUUCCGCGUUCGGUAUCGCGUGUCCACCGAUAUCUGACUCGCGAAAAUAAAUAAUUUAAUAAUCGCAUAUGCCGCUUGAAACUGAACAGCAAAACAAUAUUACAGUAACUACUUAGCGUACGGAAUCGAGGCGGCGAAUACAAACAUAAUCGAUCACGGAGAAUGGAAACGAUCAUCCAUUUUUUUUUUUUAUUCUUUGUUCUACGUUUCAUUUGCC
This is a messenger RNA of Ceratina calcarata, 5273 nucleotides long. It is a transcript of the gene tinc, whose product is annotated as transmembrane protein tincar. The transcript has 13 exons. The record is from RefSeq and is a predicted model, not a curated record. The coding region runs from base 636 to 4625 and encodes 1329 amino acids. NCBI's taxonomy places the organism in Eukaryota, Metazoa, Arthropoda, Insecta, Hymenoptera, Apidae.